AUGAGGUUUGCUGUUGAGGAGAUUAAUAAUUCCACCAGUCUUCUGCCAAAUGUUUCUCUUGGAUAUGAGAUUUUUGACCACUGUUCUGACACAAAGAAUUUCCCUUCAGUCUUCAGUUUUAUCUCAAAGAAUGGCUCAAUAAAACCUAAAGAAAAACUCAACAACUAUCAGCCUAAAGUGAUUGCCUUAACAGGGCCGUAUGGAAGCACAAGAACUAUUACUGUUGCGCCAUUAAUGACAAUGGACAUUAUACCAUUGGUGAAUUAUGGAGCUUCUAGCUAUGCAUUAAGCAAUAAACUUCAGUAUCCUUCCUUUGUAAGAACAAUCCCUAGCAACAAGAACCUGAUAGAAAUGAUUAUUCACAUCAUACGGUGGUUUGGAUGGAACUGGGUCGCUUUUCUUGGUAGCCAAGACAAUUACAGUUCAGAUGGACUGAAGCUGUUUAACAAGUAUAUCAGCAAUACUGGCAUUUGUUUGGCCUAUCAAGAGGGUCUGAGCCUAAACGCGAACUACAGUCAAACGCUUAAAAAGAUUAAUAUGCUAAACAUCAAUGUCAUUGUUGUUUUCGCCGUACCACAAUAUGCAGUCAACAUAAUCAAAACAGCCAUAGCAGAGAAUAUCCGAGACAAAGUAUGGAUCGCGAGUGAAACCUGGGCUAUGAAUCAACAACUUCCAAGAGAGCCAGGAAUUGGGAAAAUUGGUACAGUCAUUGGCAUUACUGAGAGAUUGUUGACAUUACCUGGAUUUGAUGAAUUCGUCUAUAAAGAAAGGAGAACAAUCAAUGCUUAUAGCGCUGAGAGUGUCAUCCAUGGAAAGAGUAAGACAUGUAAUCAAGUUUGUGAUUACUGCACAUCGUUGACCGCAGAGGAGAUUAUAAAUGAGAAUCCCACAUUCUCCUUCGCCAUCUAUGCUGCCAUAUAUACCAUAGCUCAUGCAUUACAUAAUGUUCUGCACUGUGACAUGAAUGAAUGCCCAAAAAACAUAACAGCUAAGCCAUACAUGCUUCUGGAACAAAUGAAAAAGUUGGACUUCCCACUUAAUGGCCGUCAGGUGAAAUAUGACGAUAACGGUGAUCCAACCGUCAAUUUUGCAGUCGUACUAUGGAAUACUGAAACAAAUCCUCCACAGUUUGAGAUGGUGGGCACAUAUGAUACAUAUCCAAAUAUAACUUUUACCAUCAACAACUCUCUGUUGCCCUGGAAUAACAAUGGUUCUGUUCCAUUCUCAAACUGCACUGCUGAAUGCAAUGAGGGAUUUUCAAGGGAACCUAAUGGAUUUCAUAGUUGCUGUUUUCUGUGUAAAAAAUGUCCACGUGACAGCUAUGCAGAUUAUUCUCGGGACCCCUAUACCUGUUUUCCGUGUUUAGAGAGUGAAUGGUCUGAUGAGGGGAGCACAACAUGUAAGACACGUACUGUUGCCUAUCUUGAGUUUGCAGAAAUUUCCUCCGUCAUUGUCAUGCUUUUUGCCGCAUGCCUAAUCACUCUCCUUAUUGCCAUAUUUUGUCUUUUUGCUCAUGAUUACAAAACACCAGUGGUGAGGUCUGCUGGUGGCAGCAUGUGUUUCCUCAUGUUGAUGUGUUUGAUGAUGUCUACAAUAAGUGUGUUCUUUUUGGGGAAACCCACAAUUGUACAUUGUCUGCUGAGAAUGCCAUUUUUGCAUUUUUUUUUCAUCGUUUUUCUCUCCUGUAUGGCUGUUCGUUCCUUUCAAAUUAUUUGUAUUUUCAAAAUGGCUGUUAAGUUCCCUAACAUGCACAGCCUUUGGCUAGUAACCUUAGUGCACACAGCCAAACACAAGACCGUGCACGUCUAA
Messenger RNA from Labeo rohita (rohu), 1809 nucleotides. RefSeq names its product taste receptor type 1 member 1-like. Gene Ontology annotation, cellular component: membrane. Gene Ontology annotation, biological process: G protein-coupled receptor signaling pathway. The record is from RefSeq and is a predicted model, not a curated record. Lineage: Eukaryota; Metazoa; Chordata; Actinopteri; Cypriniformes; Cyprinidae. Gene Ontology annotation, molecular function: G protein-coupled receptor activity.